GGCUUUAGUUCAACAGUUUAAGAAAGAGCGUGAUGGAUAGACAGAUUACUGUGACAAUUUAAUUUCUUCAGCAAAGUCAGUGAGAAGUUCUAUUACUUACAGCAAUCCCAGUUAAAAAGCAGCCCCCCAAAACUCAAAGCCCAACAGCAAAUAAAAGAGAUCCAAAUGCAGAGAGCCCUCCAAAGUCCACAGAGACACUGUCCUGCUUCAAGCAUCUUGUGCUUUACUCUUCCUCUGACCAUACAGUCAGGACGUGGAAACCUUUGGAAGAGUACCACUGUCUUUUUUUCCCCCAGCUUAGAACACAUACUGUUCUUAAUCAGAAAUGCAGUCAUAUCUACUAGACACUUAUUAACUCUUCAUGAAAUAACAAGUGCACUCCUCACAUAAUGUGAUCUUAAUGUAUAUAUACUCUGUAUGUGUGUAGCUGCAGUGUUUGUAUUUACUCAGGGCUCAGUGUUCUUUUUUCGUUUUGGUGGAAAUAAGAUCAUGAUCAUUGUCAUGACUUAACCAGCCUGGGACCAUGUUACAUUUGUAGAGGUUGUCUACCCUUCCUUGAGGCUGGCAUUGCACAAGGUGCAGGCUGUUUUCCAUGCAUUUUAGCUUCAAAGUUAAAACAGGAGAUAGGGUGCUUAUUAGUGGCAAUCAGUGCACUGUUCAGUGCUGGUACAGCCUCUGUAGAAGCAACCUGUCCCAGCUGAACUCAAAAUGGAAUUAGGAAUUUCAGAUGAGAUGUGAGAACAAGGGAGUGCCUUAUGCUACAGCCAGCUUAAGUAUUAAACACAUUUCGUAAGCAAGGAGUACAGCCAACCCUAUCACCACACUUUUAUAAAGCUGACCUCAGUCAGUCCCUACUGAGAUGGGUCUAUGUGAUUUUCUCUCGUAGCUGCUGAAGAGAAUCUCUUGAAGCUUCUUGUUAAGCUCUUUUAAAGAGACAUGGCACAAACUGGACUUAGGAUUCUUCUACUCAUAAGCAUACUGCUGCUGGAUCAGACCAUCAGCCAAGCUUCCAAAUUCAAAGCCAGGAAGCACAGCAAACGUAGAGUGAAAGAAAAAGAUGACCUAAAAACCCAGAUUGACAAAUUGUGGCGGGAAGUAAAUGCUUUGAAAGAAAUGCAAGCUCUUCAGACAGUCUGUCUUCGUGGGACAAAGGCCCAUAAGAAGUGCUACCUUGUGUCAGAAAGCACCAAGUAUUUUCAUGAAGCCAAUGAAGACUGCAUAGCCAAGGGAGGGACACUGGCUAUCCCACGGAAUAAUGAUGAAACAAACACUCUUCGAGAUUAUGGCAAGAAAAGUAUGCCUAGAGUGUCUGAGUUUUGGUUGGGUAUCAAUGACUUGAUAAAUGAAGGGAAAUUUGUUGAUGUCAAUGGCAUGGCUCUACAGUACUCCAACUGGGAUCGUGCCCAACCAAAUGGGGGGAAGCGUGAAAACUGUGUCUUUUUUUCCCAGUCAUCACAAGGCAAGUGGGUGGACGAAGUCUGCCGUACUGCCAAAAGAUAUAUUUGUGAAUUUCUGAUCCCAUAA
Pezoporus occidentalis (night parrot) is the source of this 1524-nucleotide messenger RNA. It is a transcript of the gene CLEC3A, whose product is annotated as C-type lectin domain family 3 member A. The transcript has 3 exons. The record is from RefSeq and is a predicted model, not a curated record. Gene Ontology annotation, biological process: ossification. The coding region runs from base 937 to 1524 and encodes 195 amino acids. Lineage: Eukaryota; Metazoa; Chordata; Aves; Psittaciformes; Psittacidae.